AUGACAAUAACUUCCGAUAAAAACGUUAGAAAAAUAAAACUUGUUCGCAAUAACAUAAUUUCUUUAGAUUCAGUAAAUUCUAUGAAAUCCACAAUCAAGACAAUGUUAUACGAAGCAGAACAAGAAAGUCCUGAUGGUGCACUUGACGGUGCGAUUAAAGUCGUAACUUUAAUCGAUACAUGUAUUGAGAUCCUUAAAAGUAAAGGAUUUUAUUAUAAACAAACUCAUUUAUCGGGUCAAGCAAUUAUACAUGGCUCAAUUACAAAUGAUUUUGCUAUUUUGGAUAUCCAAUGCGAUGAUAAUAAUGAAUCUGGUGUUAAAAUAAAGAAUUCAAAUGCCCAUAUCAAAAGUAAGAUUACAAAGGGUAAAGGAAAUGCGCGUUAUGACCAUGUAAUUAAGAAUGGAUCCAAGAAGACUUCGAUACAAACAGAUUCUAAACGAACUUUGGGAAGAUUAGAUAAUGUUUCAUCGGCCCAAACCAAAUCAAAACGUGCAUCAAAGGAAGUCGAUAGGACUGAGAUGAGAACAAAUUUUACGCGUUCGAAGGAAGUUGAAGCUCAAUUAAUGAGAUUAGGUUCUAAACGAAUUUCAAAGAAUGUUGAUACUUCAUCGGCGAAAUUAAGAACUUCAAAAAGAGUUGAUGAUACUACUAAAAUCAUCCCACCGGCGAAAACAAAUUCUAAGCGACCUUCAAAUGAAGCUCCGUUAUCAAAACCAAUUUCAAAACCAAUUUCAAAAGAAAUUUUUGAUAGAGUUGAUAUUCCCCCAUUUUCAGAAAAUUCAAGUCAUAUCGCCGAAUUUAUCUACCCUUUUUCGUUCAAGAAAGAUUUUAUCGACACAGAAUUUCCCAGAGAACAAUCACCAGACGAAGAGUUUGACAUUGCCAAGUUAGACCAUAUGUUCGUUAAUCCUUUUGCAGAAAUUUACGGCGAUGAUGUUAUUGAAGAUAGUAUGACUGAUAACAUUUUGGAUGUAAGGGUAACUGAACCACCCUUUCAUGUCGAUACUGCAACCAUCGAUACGUCUAUUUCAUCUAAUAACAUGCAACUUUGUACGGAAAAUAAAAUUGAACAUAUGCUCGAAAACACAAUUUCUAAGUUUGAACCAUCACCUUAUUGGGCUGAUAUUACGAAUUUUAAUAACAUAGGAAUUGACACAUCGUCUGCAUCUUGCAAGGAAUCAUCGGAAAUUCAGAAUCAAAUUAACAUUAACAAUUUUAAUAUUGAUAGUUUGACUAACAACACAUUAAAUUUUCCUGAAAAUGCCACGAUUAAUAAUGCAAUUAACUUUAAUGCCUCUACGAACCAACCUGCAUUAGAGAAUGGUGAUAAUAUUAACGCUAUGAAUGGUAUUGAUAACGUUUUGACAUAUCAAAUGGAAACUUUUAUGGAUGCUUUAGCUUUGUCUGAUGAUAAUACUUUUUCUAUGUUAAAUACGGGUGGAAAUAUUAACGAUCUUUCCGAGGUGUUUAUGCCAACGUUUGCUCCUACCGAUACUAACAAUUCUGACCCUACAACAUCCGAUAACUUAAUGGAUAUUGACAUGAACUCUUAUAUAAAUGACAUGAGUUAUGGUAUUGAUGAAUUUAACGUUGAUGGUAUUAUUCCUUCGGAUCAGACUAUUGGAAUCGAUGCAUUAUUUCAUUUUGAUGGUGAUGUGGCAACAGGUUCAGGAUACGCUGUGGAUCCUACUGUAGUUAAUAAGAAAAUUGCUCCUAAAGCCAAGGCUGCAUGUUAA
Messenger RNA from Racocetra persica, 1737 nucleotides. NCBI's taxonomy places the organism in Eukaryota, Fungi, Glomeromycota, Glomeromycetes, Diversisporales, Gigasporaceae. The record is from the annotation of a GenBank genome assembly.